AUGGCACGGUGCAAGGUGUUGGCUCGAGAGAUCAAGAAGCAGCGUCCUCAUAGAAGGAGUCUCCCGGCAGAAAUACAUCGCUCAUUCCCCGAGCGCUACGUCAUUGAUGAACUAGUCCAGCUUUACUUCGCUACAUACGAAUCAUGCUACCGGAUUCUUCAUCGACCCUCAUUCCAGACUGACUAUGCGAGCUAUGUGGACCAUCUAGAAAAUGCAAAAAGCUCUUUCGUGGUAGAACUUCUUCUAAUCAUGUCCACUGGUGGUGCGCUACACAGCGAUACCAAUAUUCGGCGUGAGAUGGCUGAAAAGAGCAAUUUUUGGCUUGAUGUCGCCCAAAGCUGGCUUUCGGCACCGUUCGAGAAAGAUAGAUUGACAUUAAAGGGUAUUCAGAUAUAUUGUCUGUUGCUUCUUGCCCGUCAGAUAUACCGGAAAGGAGCGGACCUAAUAUGGAUAUCCGUGGGCUCACUAAUGAGGAUGGCAAUGCAAAUGGGGCUGCAUCAAGAUCCCAGUAAUCUGGAGAAUAUGAGCUUUUGGCAGACCGAGAUUCGAAGAAGAUUGUGGUAUACCGUUCUAGAGAUGAACAUUCAGGCAGCCUUGGACUCGGGCAUGAUCCCAAUGAUUAAUGAGAGCGACUACAACACUCUUCCACCUUGCAUGAUUGGGGAUACAGACCUAGAAGCUGUAUCGAACGAGAACUGCACAGACACAGCGUCGGCACGGACCCAAAAGUCGUUCCAGUGCCUCUUGGCCAGAUCUUUCUCUCUCAGACUGAGAGCUGCAAGAAUCAUAAACAGCCUACAGGAAGAGCCAUCCUACGAUGAAGUUUUAAAGCUGGGCAAUGAGCUGGCUGAUACUUGUCGUGCGGCUGUGGAAGAGACCGCUCACAGUAUUUCCGAAGAUCAUCCCGCCCUGGAAAGUCAAUUUGCGUACAGCUUUUGCAGUCAUCUUCUGAACCGAUUCCUCCUGUGCCUUCACUUCAAAUACGCGAUUAAAGCUACACGAAACCCGAUAUAUGCGCACUCACAUAAAGUCUGUCUGGAUGUCGCCCUAGAUCUGGUAUCACUCCUCGAUGAUGAUCUCUACGGCCGGCUCCUCGUCAACGGAGGUGGCAUGUUUCGGGACAUCAUCACACGCGGCGCAUUGAUGAUCCACUUGGAACUUAAUGCAGGCAAGGAGACAAAUAUCUCGAUUUUGGCUAAGAGAAGAGCUCGCGCUCGAAAAGAGCCGUUAUUGAAAGAUGCCCAUCGAGUGGUUCAAUAUGCAAAGGACAGGCUGUGCCAGGGAGAAACGAAUGUGAAGGGUUAUGUAUUUCUUAGAAUGGCAACGGCUCAAACUGAAGCCAUGCUUGACGGCUUACCGGUUGAGCAAGCUAUGAAGGGUGCUGCACUCGAGAGUCUGGAAGAAUGCGAAACCAUUCUGAGUGGUAUGUCGGCCGAUUUGAAUAGAGAUGCUGUGAAUUACUCCGAGGCUUGGGGGUAUGAUGGAGACAUGUCUACGCCGUCUGUUCUAGACGGUAACUUUGAUUUCUUUGCAGACGAGGGGUUCGACUAUGAAGUUUCGGAUCCUUUUCUUUUCCAGAAUUUGGAAGCUUUGUCACGUUUCUAG
Messenger RNA from Penicillium antarcticum, 1605 nucleotides. Its product is annotated as putative C6 transcription factor. Gene Ontology annotation, cellular component: nucleus. The transcript has a single exon. Bases 1 to 1605 code for a protein of 534 amino acids. The record is from RefSeq and is a predicted model, not a curated record. Lineage: Eukaryota; Fungi; Ascomycota; Eurotiomycetes; Eurotiales; Aspergillaceae. Gene Ontology annotation, molecular function: zinc ion binding; RNA polymerase II cis-regulatory region sequence-specific DNA binding; DNA-binding transcription activator activity, RNA polymerase II-specific. Gene Ontology annotation, biological process: regulation of transcription by RNA polymerase II; DNA-templated transcription.